Messenger RNA from Plasmodium adleri (nom. inval.), 1632 nucleotides. RefSeq names its product T-complex protein 1 subunit zeta. The transcript is spliced from 2 exons. NCBI's taxonomy places the organism in Eukaryota, Apicomplexa, Aconoidasida, Haemosporida, Plasmodiidae. The record is from RefSeq and is a predicted model, not a curated record. Gene Ontology annotation, molecular function: ATP binding; ATP-dependent protein folding chaperone; ATP hydrolysis activity. Gene Ontology annotation, biological process: protein folding. The coding region runs from base 1 to 1632 and encodes 543 amino acids. Gene Ontology annotation, cellular component: chaperonin-containing T-complex.
AUGUCCAUACACCUGUUAAACAAGAAGGCCGAUAGCUUGCGUUCGACAAAUGUGCUAAUGACAAAUAUGAACGCUAGUAAAGGGAUGUAUGAAAUAAUAAAAAGUAAUUUAGGACCUAAAGGAAGUUAUAAAAUGUUAGUUAGUAGUUCAGGUGCUAUAAAGAUAACAAAAGAUGGUAAUGUUUUAUUAAAUGAGAUGAUGAUUCAACAUCCUACAGCGAGUAUGUUAAGUAGAAUAUGUUCAAGUAUUGAUGAGACUUUAGGUGAUGGUUCUAGUAGUAAUUUAAUAGUUGCUACUUCUUUAAUAUAUUUAUCUGAGAAAUAUAUUUUGUAUGAAAAUAUUCAUCCUCGUAUUAUUACUCAAGGAUUUGAUAUAGCUAAAUCUAUAUUAAUAGAAUUAUUAGAUAGUAUGAAAAUACCUGUAAAUAUUGAUGAAAAUUUUGAUAAAGAACUUUUAUAUAAUGUAUGUAAAACAUGCAUUCGAACAAAAUUACCUAUAAGCUUAGCUGAUAAAUUAGCUGAUGAUCUUGUUGAAAGUGUAAGAAUUAUUUAUAAACCUAUGAAACAAAUUGAUUUACAUAUGAUUGAAAUUAUGGAUAUCAAAAGAAAUAUGAGUAUUAAUACUAAACUUGUUAGAGGUAUGGUCUUAGAUCAUGGAUGUCGUCAUCCUAAUAUGCCAAAUAAAUUAACAAAAUGUUUUAUUUUAGUUUUAAAUGUUAGCUUAGAAUAUGAAAAAAGUGAAGUGUUCUCAUCUUUUGUUUAUUCUAAUGCAGAAGAUAGAGAUAAACUUGUUGAAUCAGAAAGGAAAUUUACAGAUGAUAAAGUAAAAAAAAUUAUCGAAUUAAAAAAAACACUUGUUGAAAAAAAAUUCAAAGAAACAAAUGAAAUAUAUAAUUUUGCUGUAUUUAAUCAAAAAGGUAUAGAUCCUAUAAGCCUAGAUCUAUUAGCUAAAGAAAAUAUUAUGGCAUUAAGACGUAUCAAAAGAAGAAAUCUAGAAAGAAUUGUUUUAUGUUGUGGUGGUAACCCAUGUAACAAUGUAUACGAUUUAACUGAAGAAGAUGUUGGAUAUGCUGGAUUAGUAUAUGAAAUUUCUAUAAAUGAUGAAAAAUAUACAUUUAUUGAAGAAGUUCAAAAUCCUAAAAGCUGUACUAUCUUUAUACAAGCACCUAAUGAUUAUACUAUUAAACAAAUUAAAGAUGCUAUAAGAGAUGGACUCAGAAGUAUUAAAAAUGUUAUCGAUGAUAAAUGUGUUCUAUCAGGAGCAGGAUCAUUUGAAAUUAUGGCAUAUUGUAAAUUAAAAGAUGAAGAAAAAAAAAUUAAAGGAAAACAAAAAUUUGCACUAGAUAUUUAUGCUAAUAGUUUGUUGAAUAUUCCAAAAGUAUUAUUAGAAAAUAGUGGAUUGGAUAUUCAUCAAACAUUAUUUAAUGUUAUUGAUAAGUAUAAUGAGGAUCGUUCAGAACCUUUGGGUUUGGACUUGGAUACAGGAGAGCCAAUCAUAGCUCACUUAAAAGGUAUCUAUGACAAUUAUUGUGUCAAAAAAGAAAUUCUUUCCAUUGCUACAGCCAUAUCUCAACAAAUUCUUUUGGUUGAUGAAAUUAUAAGAGCAGGGAAAUCAAUGGGAGAGGAGAAAUAA